GCCCAAUGGGCUUUCUGAUUGGAAUCACACCAUGAAAACUACAACUGUAUUAUUCACCACAAAAAACCACGAAGGAGCGUAACAGGGUGGGUCCAUGCAAUGGCGGGUAGUUACUGUAACCACCACCACCACCUUCUGCAGCUGGUGUUGUCGUGCCGGAAAAUCACAGCGCAGGUGAAAAACACCACCACGUCAUCCAUCAUAGCUAUGGCUUCCUCUUCUGAGCAGGAAUUCGUGGCCUACUAUCGUGCCCAGCUCAAUCGCUUUCCGAGAUCGCAACGCUUCUGGGACGCCAAAGUUGCAUCUCGCGUCGGGGAAAAGCUAGGGUUUCGACUCAGAGAAAUUGGCGUCACCGGUGUUCAAAUCGACCCUCGCGAGGAGCAAUCUCGCCCCGUCCAUUAUCGCAUGAUGGUCUCUCCCUUGUUCUAUUCCAUCAAACGCGCCGGCGUCCAGGUUUCCGGUGCUGAUAAAUUGGACCUUCCAUCUACCGGUAAGUUUCAAUUUUGAGUAUGAAGAUAGAUUAAUUCUCAUUUUUGUGCCAAUUAUUCACACCGAAUAAAAAUCCGACUCUGAGCUAUUAUUAUUAUUAUUAUUAUUAUUCGGAUGAUAAAUUGUUGUUUUGUACGACAGAAAGUGCUAACUGUUGUUAUUAUUUGUUU
This is a messenger RNA of Gastrolobium bilobum, 659 nucleotides long. RefSeq lists its product as uncharacterized. The transcript has a single exon. The record is from RefSeq and is a predicted model, not a curated record. Lineage: Eukaryota; Viridiplantae; Streptophyta; Magnoliopsida; Fabales; Fabaceae. Gene Ontology annotation, cellular component: ribosome. Gene Ontology annotation, molecular function: structural constituent of ribosome; 5S rRNA binding. Bases 100 to 507 code for a protein of 135 amino acids. Gene Ontology annotation, biological process: translation.